UAACUAUUCAAGAGAUUUGGCGUCAAUCACGUCUUAUUUUCAUGCCUUAUCGACAAAUGGGACCACCCGAAGGGAUGAAUGAGAAAGAAUAUGUUAGAUUCUUAGUGGAAGAUAAAUGUUAUUUUUGCGGAAGAAGAAAUAAGAAUAGUAGGAUUUAUUGGGAACGAGGACGCAAUAUCACUGAGCAAAUUGAAAAAGAAAUGGAUUCACGUUUCUUUGAGGAUAUGGCCGCCAAAAAAGUACAAAAAACAGAACGAAAACACGCCAUUGACGCGAGAAUUAAUGAAUUAUGUCUGGAAAUGAAUGAAAAUGGAACUCACAAGUAUUUGCGAAAAUAUCUUGAUCAAUGCCAUUCCUUGAAAAAUUCGUAUAAAUAUAUUAGACCAUUCACUGAAAAAGCAUGGCGGGUGUUGAAACGAAAGUAA
Molecule: messenger RNA, 425 nt
Organism: Racocetra fulgida
Lineage: Eukaryota; Fungi; Glomeromycota; Glomeromycetes; Diversisporales; Gigasporaceae
Source: the annotation of a GenBank genome assembly